GAGGCGCCCGGCUCCUGCUCGCUCUGCCCCGGCGCUACGGGCUGCACCGAGCGCCCCACGCCCGGGACCUGGUGGGGGGCAGUGGUGCCGCCCCGGCCCCUCUGCUCUGCCUGGGACCCUGUGGGCAGCGGCGGAGCCCGGCCCGGCCCGUUGAGGAGCCUGGGCGAGGCGCUAAGUGCUGCCCCCUUCUCCCCGCCAGACUUUGCAACUCCCCUGCAAAGUGGCGGAGCCCGCUCGCUCAGGGCAGCCCGGCAGGGUCCCGCGCGGCGGUGGCGAAGCCCCGCACUUGGGGGGUGCGGGGUAUUGGGCUGUUUGAUUUCGUUUUAGCUGAAGGUGAGCGCUCACCCCCUGGCUCGUAGCCUCCUCCAGCGCCUCGCCUCGCCUCGCCCCUCCCUGGGAUGGUGACACUGCAGGGCUGGCAAACAAACUUACAUAAUGACUGCCUGGGCCAGAUCACUCCAGGCUCAGCGCUACACAUUUCCAGGAGCCACUCCGACGGCAUCUGCUCGGAGGAAAGCGCUGGCUUCUCGUGCCCGGUGGGCCUGGCCUGGGCUAACGUGCUGGCUUCAGUGGUCCAUUUCCAAGCCACGGAUCCGCUUUCGAGCCAUCUCUCUCUCUGGUGCCGGGGCGCCUCCGUUUACAUGGCGUGAUCUUAAUUCCUUCGGAUGUAGAGGCGCGGGUGCUUACGCUUAGGGGGUCUCUGGGAGGCUAGAUCGGCCUCGUUCAACGCCCCCUGGCCUGAGGGGUUAGGACACUUUGCAAUGAGGACCCGGUCCUGUCGGGAAAGAAAGGCCUCUUUGGAAACCUCCUGUAAACGUAUCUGUGCCAUUCGCCUUAUUCCAAGCUGCUAACUCAACCGGAUGUAUUUAAUUUCCACACAGAACUAGAGGGGCUCCCAUCUGUCCAGUGCAACAGGGAGCGGUGAGUCUCUUCUGCGCCCGGAUUUUCUGCUAUCGCCUGGAAGAACCAAUUUUGUGACUUCGAGAAAUUGUAGACAGACUUUUAUAUAUAUAUAUAUAUAUAUAUAUAAAUUGGGGAAAAUCCUUCCAGCUUUUAGCAUGAUGUCUUACCUCAAACAGCCCCCCUAUGGCAUGAAUGGGCUGGGGCUGACCGGACCGGCUAUGGACUUACUGCACCCCUCCGUGGGCUAUCCGGCCACCCCUCGGAAGCAGCGGCGGGAGCGCACCACCUUCACCCGCUCGCAACUAGAUGUGCUGGAGGCGCUCUUCGCCAAGACCCGCUACCCGGACAUCUUCAUGCGAGAGGAGGUGGCGCUGAAGAUCAACCUGCCCGAGUCCAGAGUCCAGGUCUGGUUCAAGAACCGUCGGGCCAAGUGCCGGCAGCAGCAGCAGAGCGGCGGCGGGGCCAAGAGCCGGCCGGCCAAGAAGAAGCCGUCCCCGGCGCGGGAGAGCUCGGGCUCGGAGAGCAGCGGCCAGUUCACGCCCCCCGCCGUCUCCAGCUCCGGCUCGUCCUCCUCCUCCAGCUCCAGCUCCUCCGGCAGCGCGGCGGCGGCGCUGGGCAACCCCGCGGCGGCGACCGCCUCCAUCAGCGCCCCGGCCUCGUCCAUCUGGAGCCCGGCCUCCAUCUCCCCGGGCGCCGCGCCCUCGGCCGUGUCGGUGCCGGAGCCGCUGCCGCCCGGCGGCGCGUCCUGCAUGCAGCGCUCGGUGGCCGGCGCCUCCUCCGCCUCCUACCCCAUGUCCUACGGCCAAGGUGGCGGCUACGGCCAGGGCUACCCGGCGGCCCCCUCCUCCUCCUACUUCGGCGGCGUGGAGUGCAGCUCCUACCUGGCGCCCAUGCACUCCCACCACCACCCGCACCAGCUCAGCCCCAUGGCGCCCUCCUCCAUGGCCGGCCACCACCACCACCCGCUGGGCCAGGGCUCCGGCCACCACCACCACCAUCACCACCACCAGGGCUACGGCAGCACGGGGCUGGCCUUCAACUCCCCCGACUGCCUGGACUACAAGGAGCCCGGCGCCGCCUCCUCCUGGAAACUCAACUUCAACUCCCCCGACUGCCUGGACUACAAGGACCAGGCCUCCUGGAGGUUCCAGGUCUUGUAGGCAGCGCCCGCCCGGCCCGGCUCGGCCCCGCUGGCCUUUUGCUACGUGAGAAACAAUGGCCUUCCUCCUGGCCCAGCGUGCGCUGACCCCCAGCCUCGGGCUGGCCCCGCUGCUCCCUGCUCCGGAGCUGCCGUCGGUGUGUUUCACUCCCGGGCAGGACUGGGUCUCCAUUUCCCAUGGUCAUCACUAGUAAUCAUUCAUCAUCCCCGACCAAGAGCCCCCCUGCCUCUGGCUCGGGGCUGCUGGCUGAGAUCUGCUGCUGGACCCGCCCCAGUAAUUUAUUUAUUCCGUCUCUGCACCCCGGGAUUAUUCCGUCCGGUGGGUUGAUUUAACACCAAACACACAGCCCGGAAGAGGACUUCGGUGCGCCUCCCCUCCUCGAUUUAAAAAGAAAUGCGCCUUGGACACACAGACUCCCCUCUCCCCUCUCGAGAACUCCUGGUGUCAAUGGCAAGGCAGGGAGUGGAAACCUCCUGCACACCCUGCCCGCUGCAGACCCGGUGUACCGCUGUCUUUUUACUUCGGAGAGCUCUGGGCUCUCUCUCGGUAGGACUGUACAGCCUCUUCCCGCAGCAGGAAUGGUGUCCAUAUUCGGUCCGUUCCAGGGACCAGUAUUAUUUUGAGUUGAUGUUACUGGGUUGCAAUUUUGAGUUUAACAUGCAGGAAAUUGAACUAAACAAAACUUCUCUCCUCCCCUUCCCCUUCAACAAAUCUUCGCGUCAGGAUUCCCAGCGCUGCAUCUUUCCUCUCUUCGGCGUGCUCCUGCUUCUUAGGGCUAAUCAAACCCACUCCAGGGAGAAGAGGCGGGGAGGGCAGGCGAGCUGGGAUGGUGGUUUAGGGAACAGCUGUAAUGGGAGGGAGGGGAGCUGGGAAGGUUAGGAAGAGGGGGAGGAAAGGCUUGUCCAGGGGAUCCGCAGUCCAGAUCCCGUUUACAGACCAAAAAAGAAAAGGAGAAAAAAAAAAAUAGGGGAAAAAAAGUAAAAGGAAAAAAAAAAGCUCAAAUUCCCUCCCUUUUAGCCCCCUCGGUUUGUCUAGUGAGUUUUUAGUGCAUCGGCCCUGGCCAGCCACGCCUGCGCAUCUGUCUCAACGAUGGGUUUUAACCGCUUUGUCCCUCGGUGGAAAAGGAAUUUGUAAAUUUGAUUAUUACACCGUAAUCCAACACGUACCUGUUGAAAUGUAAGGCAACUCCUCCCCCUUUAUCUACAUAGCCCUAUAAUAAAAUUCAAACUAAUGAA
Molecule: messenger RNA, 3298 nt
Organism: Malaclemys terrapin pileata
Lineage: Eukaryota; Metazoa; Chordata; Testudines; Emydidae
Gene: OTX1
Product: orthodenticle homeobox 1
Exons: 4
Coding region: 1059-2063 (334 amino acids)
Biological process (GO): multicellular organism development; regulation of transcription by RNA polymerase II
Cellular component (GO): nucleus
Molecular function (GO): DNA-binding transcription factor activity, RNA polymerase II-specific; RNA polymerase II cis-regulatory region sequence-specific DNA binding
Source: RefSeq, a predicted model, not a curated record